UAUGGAAACAAACAAGUCUACUGUUGGAGUGUAAAAAAUAGCCGCCGUCUCUUAUAAUCCCCUACCCUUCUGGCUCACCUCAUUUUUGAAUUUCAGCCUCCCAAAAAUCCUCGCCCCGAAGGCCCUUCUCCGACGCCAGAGCCCCGUUCUCUUCUCCGAAGAGCCAACAAAGCUCAGGACUCUCCUCUCUGUCUUCCGAGAACGCAUCGCACUUUGCUACCGAAUUGCAAAAUCGCUUCCCUUUCUCUACCGCUUGCCUAGCCUACCUUUCCAAUUCACCGCUCUCGUCUCUCCUUCACUGAUCGCGUACUCGAAAAUGGCUUUCAUUUGCUUUUAGGGUUUCUCAGAUCAACCCUUUUAGUUUCCGAACCCAAUCUGUACCAAAUCUUAAUUUACCUUAUCCAAUUCUUCAACAUGGCUAUUCGCGUUACCUUCACUUACUCCAGCUACUUUGCCCAGAACCUAGCCUCCACCGCCGGCGUUCGUCUCGGGUCUUGCUCGUCUCGAUCCAUUCACGAAUGCUGGCUCCGUUCCCGUUUCCUUUCCCCCAACAAAAAUUCCGACAUCGACCCUUCUCCUCCCCGUACCUACCACGCCUCCGCCGCCGAUCUUCGCCACCGGAGGUCGAACUUGUAUUCUUCCCUUGCCGGAGAGAUCCUCAAAGACGGUUGUAAUAACCCGAUUAUCGUUGGUUUGAUCUCGUUGAUGAAGUCAACGGCCCACGGUUCUUGUUCCUCGGCUACCACUAUGGGAGUUUCGCCUUUUAAAGCCGCUUCGAUUAUCCCUUUCUUGCAGGGAUCGAAGUGGCUGCCGUGUAAUGAACCGGCUCCUGUCGAACCGGAGAGUAGUGAGGUAGAUAGAGGAGGAACAAGCAAUGAUGAUCGAAGUUUGAGCUUGGAGUUGGAUCCCAAAAAGUUUGGUACAAGCAGUUGGAUUUCAAGGUUGUUAAAUACUUGCUCCGAAGAUGCCAAGGCUGUUUUUACUGCUGUAACUGUUAGUAUACUUUUCCGGUCGUUUUUAGCUGAGCCAAGGUCAAUUCCUUCAACUUCUAUGUACCCUACACUUGAUGUUGGCGAUCGCAUUUUGGCUGAGAAGGUUUCAUAUUUCUUUAGAAAGCCUGAAGUUUCCGAUAUAGUUAUAUUCAGGGCACCUCCUAUCUUGCAGGAAAAAUGUUGCAGUUCAGGCGAUGUUUUCAUUAAAAGAAUAGUGGCGAAGGCUGGAGACUGUGUUGAAGUUCGUGAUGGAAAGCUGUUAAUAAAUGGUGUUGCUCAAGAUGAAAAUUUUGUUCUAGAGCCAUUAGCUUAUGAAAUGGAACCAGUGGUUGUACCUGAAGGCUGUGUUUUCGUGUUGGGAGAUAAUCGCAAUAACAGUUUUGAUUCGCAUGACUGGGGUCCACUUCCCAUCGAAAACAUUGUUGGUAGAUCUGUAUUUCGCUAUUGGCCCCCAUCCAAAGUUUCAGAUACUAUACAUGAUCCAUAUGUGGGGAAGAAUGCUGUAGCAGUUUCUUGGAUGGAUAAUCAAUUCAUCAUAUCUAUUUGUGUGUAUCUUCCGUUGAUGGCCAACUUUUGGCCACUUAUCACGAAAAGAAAACUGAAGAACAUCUCCAAAGUGGGCUUCCCUUAUGAACUGAACCGCAUUGAGAAUCCGAGUUCCAAACAAGGGGAAACUGGAGCUUGGAGGCAGUAUUUGUACUGGCAGAUUCUCAAUCGGUUGAAAGGACAGGCCAUUGAUUUUCAACAAACAUGCUUAAGACCUGUGAAUCUGAAAAUGUUUAGUCGUCUUCAAUUAAUAUUGAAUUUUAUGUACAAUAAGAUUCUUGGCAAGAGGGAGGGGAGAGAAAAAGGAGAGAGAGAAAGCAAAUUAUUGACUCAUCUGAUACUCUACGAUCCGGUGCACACCGUCGAAGCACCACCACCAACAAGCGCCACGAUGGCGAGCCUCCGUUUCCUCUUGUUUCUCCUUUUCUUCCUUCUCUCUCAUAUCUCAUCCCUCGCUUUGAACCCUCUUCAAUCAAGCCAUCCCCAAAUCUUACAGGAUGUAAUCGAGAAGAUUGCUUUGAAGCAGAAAUGGGAGUUGGAAGGGCUUAACUUUUCGAAACUGGAAGUGAGCAAGGCGAGGUUUGGGGCUGGCAAAAGGUACGAGUUUCGGAUCCGAUUUGGAAAGACUCAUUUACUCUUCAAAUUCCCCGACCAAGUACCUUCGUUGAACAAGUUCACCACAGGAAGUGGCGGCGAUUUCCUUGAUUUUGUGAACGAAAUUAAUUCCUCGGCCCUACUCGAUUCCUUUAAAUUGGAAGGUCCCUUCGAGUUAAUCCUCGCUCCCAAUCACCAAGCCUCCCUCCUCUUGCCGCUGAACAUAUCACAUACCGAUCUGAAACGGGUCCUUGUUGGUGAAGGCAUCACUGUACAAGUAAGUCAAGCUCAAGAGAUUUCUCUUUUCCAUACGUUUAAUUUUGGCUUACCGGGGAAUGAAAGUGAUGUCAAGGAGAAGAACAGUGGAUAUUGGCCCGUCCGGCAUUCCAUCUGUAUGCCAUUCCUUCCUGUGCAUGUUUUAGGGUCGGUAUCUCUUGUUGCCUACCGGACUCAAAACCCUCAUGCCCACAUUGAAGCUCUUUUCCCAUCCAAGGAUACUAUUGAGCUGCUUCCUGAAAAGUGUUAUGGCAAUCGUGCUUACAUGAAACAAUCUUGCCCUAUAGAUUCGAUAAGUUUGAGGAUAACCAAGCCACAAAAGGUCCUUAGGACCUUUCUAGGUGACAAUCAAAAUGGGGUUUUAGGUUCUCUUAAUGUCAAAACUAAAGUGUCACCCAUUAUUUGUUUCCAGUUAGAGCUGGAAAAAAACAUUGGGAAGAAUGAGAGUGUUCGUGGUAUGUUGCCUGAAUGGAGGACAAAGCCAACUGUUGAACGAGUUUGGUUUGAUGUAAUGGCAAGAGUUGAAGCAGAGAAAUUGAAGCCCCUAACAAUCAAGAAGGUUAGACCUUUUGUUGGUGUAGAUACGGUCUCAUGGAGUAAUUUAUUGUCAAACAUUUCUUUUACAAAGUUCCCAUCUUUACUUGUCCCUUCUGAGGCUUUGACGCUGGAUGUCAAAUGGUAGUAGAAAACCUUGUAAGAUGGUUUUGUCACAGGUGAAAUUUACAGAUCAUCCUCGGUUGAUGGGCAUAUAUCAUAUGCAUGUCAAUUAUGUAGAAGGCAUCUUUGAUUGGUUCUGUAAAUAAUACUUACAAAAAAAGAAAGCAGUUGUGAAAGAACUUCCACUCAUUUGCAUUUGCUUUAGCUCCUUUACUGCACAAUAACAGCAAUAUUAGGGUCUCUGUUUCUUUUUAACUUGUAUUGUAGGCAAGCCAAGCUUCUAAUUUUAGGCAGAGAUGGGCCUCAACCUGUUUGUUCAGAGAUGCUUCUGCGUCCCUUCCCCCAAUUAUCUUGUAUUUAUAAAAAUUAACUCAAAUCAUACUUUGGAUUGGUCAUUCUUAUAUUUUCUGUUUUUAGAUACCUGAUGACUUUCAAUCAUUAGAAACUGAUGCAUUUUAGAAAUCAUUCUGCAACUCGUGAGAAAAACUUGUCCCCACGUCUUCAUAGUGUCAUGUAAUCUUGGUUCGUAUGGAUUGGAACUUACUGGAAAUUAGUUUGAUCGGAUCACAUUUAAUCCACGUUUGCAUGCUUAGAUCUGUGCCCUCAUUGGUGGGGCUAAUUGAAUCAUACCUAUGGUUGUUUAUUUUAAAGCUAGGCAGGCAGUGGAGAUAGAGGUAUAAUCAAUUGAGUUCGAGCC
This is a messenger RNA of Durio zibethinus, 3762 nucleotides long. The record is from RefSeq and is a predicted model, not a curated record. NCBI's taxonomy places the organism in Eukaryota, Viridiplantae, Streptophyta, Magnoliopsida, Malvales, Malvaceae.